Messenger RNA from Colletotrichum graminicola M1.001, 1641 nucleotides. RefSeq lists its product as uncharacterized. The transcript has 3 exons. Gene Ontology annotation, molecular function: iron ion binding; monooxygenase activity; heme binding. The coding region runs from base 1 to 1641 and encodes 546 amino acids. Lineage: Eukaryota; Fungi; Ascomycota; Sordariomycetes; Glomerellales; Glomerellaceae. The record is from RefSeq and is a predicted model, not a curated record.
AUGGAGCUGUCAGCUCUCGUCGGUACGGUGUUGGCUGUCGUGGUAAUCGGCUGCUACCUCCUCGAGUCGUACUUCUUCCUCGCCCAUGACCCACGGGAACCUGCGUACAUCCGGCCCAAGGUGCCGCUCAUCGGACAUCUCCUCGCCAUCGACAUGUACGGCGCCGGGAAAUACUUUGCAAAAGUCGGAGCUCAAGCCAAGAGCAACAUCUUUUCCUUGCCCAUCUUCAACUUCAAUUUCUACGUCAUCCAAGACCGCACGCUCUUCUCCGCCAUCCAGCGCAAUGCCAAAUCCCUCUCAUUCGUGCCCUUCGCCAUCAGGGCCAUCCGGAACUUCAGCGGCAGCGGCGAGGAGACCUUGCGGCUGAUAGACUACCUUGAGGGCGGGCCCGGGGCUAAGGAGUUCGACCGGGUCCAGCGCGCGGCGCUGGCCGCCGGCCCCGACCUCGACGAGCUGAGCCACGCCGCCACCCAGGUGAAGCUCGACAUGGUCGAAGAGCUGCUGCGCGACGCCGGGCAGUCGACCGACUCGGCCGCCCGGGUCGACCUCUUCGCGUGGGUGAGGCACGCCGUCGUCAUAUCGACGACGGAGGCCAUGUUCGGGCCUCUGAACCCGUUCAAGAACCCCGAACACGAAGCCGACUUUUGGACAUUCAGCAGCAAGGCACACGUGCUCCUCAGCGGCGGUUUCGUCGCCGACCUCGUCGCCAACCUCGUUGCCAAGGACACGAUGCAGGCGCGUGAUCGCAACGGGCAGAGAUACGAGGAAUACGUCAGCCUCGGGGGCCUCGAGAAGGCGUCGGGCCUGAUCAGGGGCCGGUCGCGCGUGAUGGCGGAGAACGGGGUGCCGGAACGCGAUAUCGCCCGCAGCAACAUCGGCUUCGACAUUGCCAUGCUUGCCAACUACGUGCCCACGACGUGGUGGGCCGUCUUCGAGAUCUUCUCCCGGCCCUGGCUCAUCGAGGCGAUCCGGGAGGAGGUCAGCGGGGCCGUCAGGCGGCAGGACGACGACAACGGCAGCGGCGGCUUCGUGCUCGACUUGUCCGUCCUCCGGUCGUCGUCGCCGCUGCUCCUGUCGUCGAUCCAGGAGGCGCAGCGGCUGCACGGCAUCCACGCGCACAUCCGCGAGGUCAUCCGCGAUACGACGAUCACGGUGGGCGACCAGCGGCCGCAGCUGCUGAGGAAGGGCAACUACGUGCAGAUGAACAGCAUCCCGGUGCUCCGCAGCGAGGAGACGUGGGGCGGCGACGUGGCGUCGUUCGACGCGUACCGCUUCAUCAAGAUGAAGAGGCGGCCCGAGGCGCCGGGGGUCGCGACGCCGGGCGACCUGCCGCCGCACUCGUUCCCGGUCUGGGGCGUGGCGCCGCACGUGUGCCCUGCGCGGUGGUUCGCGACGGGCGGGACGAUGGCCCUCAUCGCGAUGAUGGCGCUCAAGCUCGAUAUCGAGGCUGCGCCGGACGCCCGGGGCGAGGGUUCCGCGGGGCGGCAGUGGAAGAUGCCCGCGGUCGAGGGUGUCUUUGUCGCGCUGCAGUCGCCCGCGGAGCCGGUUCCGGUCGUGGUGCGGCCGAGGAAGGGGUUCGAGGGCAAGUGGACGGUCGAGACGGGGACUCCCGGCACCAGGCUGCAGCUAUCGGUGGGCUGA